Molecule: messenger RNA, 8646 nt
Organism: Dreissena polymorpha
Lineage: Eukaryota; Metazoa; Mollusca; Bivalvia; Myida; Dreissenidae
Product: platelet-activating factor acetylhydrolase IB subunit alpha2-like
Exons: 5
Coding region: 98-814 (238 amino acids)
Source: RefSeq, a predicted model, not a curated record
CCACCUGUCACUUCCGCUAAUUAUGCUCGGCUACUGCAAAUAAAUUGUUAAUAUUUUCACGUAGAAUUAGUGUAGUGUUCAAUUAUACUUUAUCAAAAUGAAUACCGCUGCUAUUCCAAACCCCGUCAAAGAUGUUCAAGGCGAUGAUCGCUGGAUGAGUCAACACAAUAGAUUUUUGCUGGAAGCAAAGGAAAGAGAACCAGAGGUGAUCUUUAUUGGUGAUUCAAUACUCCAGCAGUUACCUCGGACACAGUUUUGGAAGAGAAUGUUUGAGCCUCUUCACUGUCUGAAUUUUGCUAUUGGUGGCGAUACAACUCAGAAUGUGUUAUGGCGAGUGCAAAAUGGAGAACUGGAUUUCGUAGAACCAAAAGUGAUUGUGUUGCUAGUAGGGACCAACAACCACGAAAACACCGCAGAGGAAGUUGUUGGAGGCAUACUGGAAUUAGUGAGCUGUAUACAACAGAAGCAACAGAGAACUCAUAUCAUUGUUAUGGGCAUACCACCUAGAGGGGAAAACCCCAACCCUCUCAGAGAGAAGAUUGCAAAAAUCAACUCAAGUUUGGCAAUGCAACUGGAGGAUCUAAAACACUGCACAUUCCUAGCAACCGACCCCACCCUGUUCAUUGGUCACGAUGGUAAGAUCAGCCACAUGGAUAUGCAUGAUUAUCUCCACCUGACAAAUAGGGGCUACCAGAAACUGUGCGAACCCCUGUUGGACUUGAUACAGGACUUACUGCAGGAGUUCAUUAAAGUGGAGAACACCUCCCAGGACUCAGACUCUCUGGCGGGAGAUCUGGCCGUGAAAGAUCCGUGAAGGGCGUGAUGGAAAGAAAGAAAGGUCAAUUAUCUGAAGGCUGUCACCAUACUAGUCAAACCUACCAUGGUUGACUUUAGCGUAGACAUGGAAUGGAAAUGUAUGCUUUGUGCUCGUGAUCUUUUUAUCACAUUAAUGGAGCCGCACGCAAUGAAUACCGUUAUUAAGUACAAUUUUGACUUACAUUAAUUUGAGUUUGCUAUUUUUGUUUUCAAAUUGCAUAACUGCAGACAUCAUUGGCUUUAUUUUAAAAGCAUGUACUUACAUUUUUAUCCAAGUGUUGAUAUUGUGUAGUUGCAAGCCAUAAUGUAUGACAGUGUGCUAUGGAGGGUUUCUCAAUUCUUGUAUCUGUGUUGUUAUUUAUAUGCUAUUGUAUAUUCAUAAGUGAAUAUAAAAGCGUUGUGUUCUACAAACAGACCUAUACUGCCAUUUUUAGUAGUUUUGUUCAAGAUAAUGUCAGUGUAUUUAACUUUUAACAAAUUUACAUAACAUAUGUUGUUACCUGUAUUAUUUUAUCCAUAUUUUUGCAGCUAUUUGGUAACCACCAUUCUGUUUUGGUGUUACCUGAACACAAUUUCCUCCCUGUUUGAAAUACUCCAUGAUGUGCUAUUGUUGCCAGUAUAUUUUGCUGAAUUUUACAAAAAAUGAUAUUAACAUAUUUAACAAGAUGCCAUACUAAAAAAUUGCUAAUAUAUUUAUGUCAGGGUUGGCACCAAUCGACCGCCCCCGGUUUUAACCAGCGGUUUUUACCGGUUAAAACCGCCCCGGUCAAUACUCCCGAAGUGGUCAAUACUGGUCGAUUGAACUUUACCCCCAAUUUUAAUUUAUAUUCCAUGCCUAAUUAAACAAUAUUGAUAAUAUAAAUUAAACAGACAUGUUGCCAAUAAUGUCUUAAGCUAUUAAUACCCACUAUGUUAUACCUGUUCAUGCAAUUUGUAGGCCAAUCUCUCAAAAUUUUGCAAAUAAGUCAAAGUUUGUCAAUUUGAUUUUUCUGUUUGAUUGAACUUUUUUUUAAUUCUACUGAAUUAUGAUGCUCAGAUAAUUCUGUGCUUGAUUCAACAAGAACCUGUCAAUUACUGUGUAUGAGUUGUUCCUCAUACCCCACUGUCCCCACAGUCUUCUAACAGUCUUCUCACCUAUACAGGUUGGGGCACCCAAAACUGAUAAUAGGGCCUUAAAUGGCACUUUUUUGACACAAUCCUUACUUGUCAUGUAUUCUUGCAUUGAUUUCUUUAAAUACUUUUUUAACAAAAAAGUGAAAAAACUUUAAUUUUUAUUGAUAUAAGAAUAAAAAACAUAAUAAGAAAUAAUUAUUAAAAGAAAAAAAUUAUUGAAAAGAAGAGUAGACCCACAAUUGGAAAACAUUAUUUGUUGGCAAAAUCAAGAACUUUGAUUGUUUAUUCAUUUGAAUACCAAUUGAACUUUUUAAUAUGAAAGGGGAAAAAACCCUCUUAAUACAGAAAGGAAACAAGUUAGAAGUAACUAUUAAAUUAAUAGCAAGUACAAUGUAAUCUUCUUGUGUGAGUGAUAUGAAAUAGACUUAGGGCAGAUUUGCUUAAUUGUCAAUAUCGGAGACAUAACACUGCAAGCAUUUUAUUACCAACUAAGAGGCAAGAUUUAUAACCCUAGAAUACACAAGAGUUCUGUUUGUCCAUCUGCUUAUCAAAUAGAUAUAUCAAUAGAUAAGUGAAAUGUUAUGGUACCUACAAUAGUAAUAAUACAGAUGUGAUACACUGAGAUAAAGAUAUUGCCUUAGUCCUUAUGUAUUUGAGGCUGUUUCCAUAAAUAAUAAAGAAGUAACUUUGUACAGCUUUAAAGAUUUUUUUACAAUAAAUAACUCAGAAUUUUGUUUAUUAAUUACAGAAUAAUUAUUGAUUUAAUAUAAAAUGGCUCCUUUGUAAUGUUUAAAUGCUACAAUUUUCAAUCCACCAUUAUUGACCAGUAAAGACCAGUAAUGACCAGUAUUGACCGGUUUUAACCGGGUAUUGACCGCUGGCCUGGUCAAUACUCAAUUGACUGGUCAAUAUGCCAACCCUGAUUUAUGUGUUUAUCGAAUCCAUUAUCUUUUACCACAUUGAUGGAGUAUCUACUGCUAUUGUUUUGCAAAUGUAUACGGUACCUUAAACAGUGUGACAAUGAAUAUUUACUUUGUGUCGGCUAUCAUGCUAGUUGAUUGUUACUUGCUUUGAUUAGCAAUGUUAUCCUCAACAUAAGUAUUGUCAGUGGUGUUACAAUAAUAAUAUAUUGUUUUCUUUGUUAAGUGUUGAGUCAAACAACAUAACUCAUAUUUUAAACUGUGAUAAAGUGUUUCUACUAUAUGAUAAUUAUGUGUACAUCAAUAAAUUAAAAGAAUAUUCCCUUGCCCAUGAUAUGCGUAGAUAUUUACUUUCACUUUAGGUUUAACAAGUAAAGUUUUCUUGUAUGGAAUGUGAUUAUAAAUCACAUGAAAAACUGUGAGAAAUCACAUGACAGUUAGUUUAUACUUCUAAUGUAAUGAGAGAUUAUUAUCAAGCAUCUUACCAUUACGUUACUACACACAUUUUAUUUUAAAAUUUUCUGGAAAAUAAUAAUAGAUUUUCAAAAAUGUGGAUGUAAGAGGCUGAAUGUUUGCAUUACUUGCAAAACACAUUUUGGCAUAAUAAAUCAUCUAACUUUAUGUCAGAAUUACUGUAUUAAUUAAUUAAUUAAUAUGUAUAAUUCAUGUUUACAUAUAUUAUCUAUUUAAACAUUCUGUUCAGACGUGUAGGGGCAUGUUUUAUGUUGUAUGUACAAGUGUAUUUGUAAACAUUCCCUCAUGUGUUGCUUGUUUUAUUAGAUCACCUAAGCAUGAAGUGCUCAAUGUGAGCUAUUGGGGUUACCCUAUGUCUGGUAUCUGUCAUCAUGGGUUAUGUUAUGUCAUCCUUUAGCUUUUUAUUGCACUAGAGGCAACACUUGUCAUCAAAUUUUGAAUUCUCUUGCUCUGACUGAUUAUUUUUAAAAUAGCUAGACCAAGUUCACAUCUAGGUAAAAAAAACUUGGUCACAAAUUCAAACUUGGGAAAAAAGUUUUAUUAUGCCCCCAGUAGGGUGGCAUAUAGCAAUUGAACUGUCCGUCAGUCAAUCAAUGUGUCAGUCCGUCCGUCCGUCCGAAAACUUUAAUGGCCAUAAUUUUUUCAAUAUUGAACAUAGGAACUUGAUAUUUGGCAUACAUGUGCAUCUCAUGGAGCUGCACAUUUUGAGUGGUGAAAGUUGAAGGUCAAGGUCAUCCUUCAAGGUCAAAUGUCAAACAUAUGGCGUCUGUCUGUCCGUCCGAAAACUUUAACAUUGGCCAUAACUUUUUCAAUAUUCAAGAUAGCAACUUGAUGUUUGGCAUGCAUAUGUAUCUCAUAUAGCUGAACAUUUUGAGUGGUGAAAGGUGAAGGUCAAGGUCAUCUUUCAAGGUCAAAUGUCAAAUAUAUGGCGUCUUUCUGUCCGUCUGUCCGAAAACUUUUAACAUUGGCCAUAACUUUUUCAAUAUAUAAGAUAGAAACCUGAUAUUUUGCAUGCGUCUGUAUCUCAUGGAGCUGAACAUUUUGAGUAGGGAAAGGUGAAGGUCAUCCUUCAAGGUCAAAUGUCAAAUAUACAGCGUCUGUCCGUCCGUCUGAAAACUUAAAAUUGGCCAUCACUUUUUCAAUAUUGAAGAUAGCAACUUGAUAUUUGGCAUGCAUGUGUUUCUUAUGGAGCUGCACAUUUUGAAACGUGAAAGGUCAAGGUCAUCAUGCAAGGUCAGAGGUCAAAUAUAUGACAUCUGUCCGUCCGUCCGAAAACUGUAACUUUCGCCAGAACUCUUUUAUGCCCCUGAAUGGUGGCAUAUAGUUUUUGAACUGUCCGUCUGUCUAUUCGUCAGUCAGUCUCUCCGACCGUCCGUCCGAAAACUUAAACAUUGCCCAUAACUUUUGCAAUAUUGAAGAUAGCAACUUGAUAUUUUACAUGCAUGUGUAUCAGGGGUCGGCCUAGGGUAAAAUUUUAGGGUGAAGUGACUUCUUUCUUGACUGGCAUUUAGGGAGAAGUCAGGAGAAAUAAGGAGAAGUCAUGUUUUUUUUGUUAUAUCUUGUAUAUCUUGUUAUUAGUUGCAUUAUUUUUUUACCCUUUUAAAUUGCUGAAUACAAGAUGUGCAUUAUAAAUCCUGCUGAUUCAAUUUUCUUAACGGUAUUUUUUAUUAAAUCUACAAUCAAGUAUAAAGAAAAUAACACAAUAAAAACCCUUUUACAGUAUUUGAUAAAUUAUAUUUACAUACACUACCAAUCUACCCCACAAUUAAAAAAAAUGUUUGGGGUGGGGGGUAUAUUUUGAUAUUAUUCAUUUAAUAUUUAUUUAAUAUUAAUUUUGUCUUCUAAAUAAAACAUUAUAAUUACCCUAUGCUCAAAUUCAAGUAGAAACAACAACAAAAACAUUUAAAUACACAAGUCUUUGACAAUCACAACAGUGUUUCCAAAUGAGGUAAAUUAAACCAAUCUCUAAAAAACUGCAAGCUGUCAAUGCUGUCGGUAGACUGUAGACAUCAAAGGUCUUUGAUGUUGGGGCCGAUUUCUAGGAGUUAAAACUGUAAACUUGAAACACCUCAGCAGGUGGCAAUUAUGGCCAAAAGGCAUUGAUCAAUACGGUACUAUGUUACCGGCAGCAUGCAGUACUGUCAGAUACAGCAUUAAUACAUUAGCUCCAUAGAGGAUGCAAUGUGUGAAAACUAUCGGAGAUUUGACUUCAUUUGUAUUUAUUUUUAUCGGGUGUGAGAAAAUAAAUUGUUUUUGCUGGAAUUUAAAUGUGAUGUUGCUUGACAGGAAUUGUUUGUUUAUGGAUUUACUUGAAAAAUAGGGCGAAAUGAAUUUUGCUUUUCUCUUUAAUAAAGGCGAUAUAAGCUGACGUUCAUCGAAAAAUUUCGCCCGAGUCGCCCUCUUGGCUGACCCAUGUGUAUCUCAUGGAGCUGCACAUUUUGAGUGGUGAAAGGUCAAGGUCAGGGUCACAUUUUUCAAUAUUGAAGAUAGCAACUUGAUAUUUUGCAUUCAUGCAAAUCUCAUUGAGCUGCACAUUUUCAGUGGUGAAAGGUCAUCCUUCAAGGUAAAAGGUCAAAUUUUGCAAUAUUGAAGAUACAUGUAGCAACUAGAUAUUUUGCAUGCAUGCGUAUCUCAUGGAGCUGCACAUUUUGAGUGGUAAAAGGUCAAGGUCAUCCUUAAAGGUCAAAGGUAAAAUUUUGCAAUAUUGAAGAUAUCAACUCGAUAUUUGGCAUGCAUGCAUAUCACAUGGAGCUGCACAUUUUGAGUGGUGAAAGGUCAAAAUCAAGGUCAUCCUUCAAGGUCAAGGUCAAAGGUCACAUUUUUUCAAUAUUUAAGGUAGCAACUUGAUAUUUGGCAUGCAUGCGUAUCUCAUGGAGCUGCACACAUUUUGAGUGGUGAAAGGUCAAGGUCAUCCUUCAAGGCCAAAGGUAAAAUAAAGGUCCAGGUCACUAUGACCUCUAAUAUAAAACAUUAACAUAGGCUCUAAAAUCAAAGUGCUUCCACCUUCAACUUUGAAAUUUCAUAUGUAGAUGCACCUUGACGAGUUCUACACGCCACACCCAUUUUUGGGUCACUAGGUCAAAGGUCAAGGUAACUGUGACCUCUAAUAUAAAACUUUAACAUAAACCUUUACAUUCGCUCUAAAAUCAAAAACCUUUACAUUCGCUCUAAAAUCAAAGUGCUUCCACCUACAUCUUUGAAACUUCAUAUGUACAUGCACCUUGAUGAGUUCUACACACCACACCCAUUUUUGGGUCACUAGGUCAAAGUCGCUGUGACCUCUAAUAUAAAACUUAAACAUAGCCUCUACAAUAAAAGUGCUUCCACCUACAACUUUUAAACUUCAUAUGUACAUUCACCUUCCUCAUUUCUACAUGCCACACCCAUUUUUAGCUUGGCUGUUUUCUAGGUCAAAGGUCAAGGUCACCGUGACCUCUUAAAAAAAAAAUUAAUCUGGAAAAUUUUCGCAGCCGAGCGUUGGCACCCGUUAUGCGGUGCUCUUGUUUAUCUAGGCAUAUUCUGAUUCUGGCUCAUGUGUCAAAAACAAGGUCACAAUGUCAAGUUGUAGAAAAAAAUGGUCACCACUAUAGAAGCUACAUCUAUGACUCAAUCUUGCUGAAACUUGGUCAGAAUGUUCAUCUUGACAAUAUCUAGGCUGAGUGUGAAUCUUGGCCAUGUGUGUCCAACAACCAGUUGUCCUGGUGAAGUAUCGACAAUUGGUGUACCUCACUCAAGUGAGCGCUUCAGGGCCAGCAUGGCCCUUUUGGUUUUUCUUACAAUAGUUGAUAUUUGUGUUUUAAGUAUGCACCAACAAAUUAUGAAGUAAAGCUCAAGUCUUUGACUGUUUUUAUCUUACUACAGGGUAUACAUUUUGGUAUACUUAAUACAGGUUUUGUACAGGGUAUACAUUUUGGUAUACUUAAUACAGGUUUUGUAACGGGGCAAUAUUGGUGUCUUUCGAAUUUGUAAGAUUUUUUUCAACGUAUAAUUAAUCUUAGUUAUCAGUGAACACUUAAAUACUUGUGAGAGUGUUGGAUAUUUUUAGUCCCCUACCUGUUUCACCGGAGGGGACUUCUGGUUUUGUCUCCGUCCGUCACACUUUUCUGGAUCCUGCGAUAACUUUAAAAGUUUUGAAUAUUUGUUCAUGAAACUUGGAACAUGGAUAGAUGGCAAUAUGGACAUUAUGCACAUCAUUUCAUUUUGUUCCUACGUCAAAAAUUGUGGUUGCCAUGGCAACAAAUAGACUAGAAAUAGUGCUGAAAAUGGUGUUUUUUUCUGGAUCCUGCGAUAACUUUUAAAGUUCUUAAUAUUUUUUCAUGAAACUUGCAACAUGGAUGGAUGGCAAUGUGGACAUUAUGCACGUCAUUUCAUUUUGUUCCUAUGUCAAAAAUUGUGGUUGCUAUGGCAACAAAUAGACUAGAAAUAGUGCGGAUAAUGGUGUUUUUUCUGGAUCCUGCGAUAACUUUAAAAGUUAUUAAUAUUUUUUCAUGAAACUUGCAACAUGGAUAGACGGCAAUAUGGACAUUAUGUCGUCAUUUCAUUUUGUUCCUACGUCAAAAAUUGUGGUUGCUAUGGCAACAAAUAUAGUAGAAAUAGUGCUGAAAAUGGUGUUUUUUUCUGGAUCCUGCGAUAACUUAAAAAGAUCUUAAUAUUUUUCAUGAAACUUGCAACAUGGAUAGAUGGUAAUAUUGACAUUAUGCACAUCAUUUCAUUUUGUUCCUACGUCAAAAAUUGUGGUUGCUAUGGCAACAAAUAGACUAGAAAUAGUGCUGAAAAUGGUGUGUUUUUUUUCUGGAUCCUGCGAUAACUUUUAAAGUUCCUUAUAUUUUUUCAUGAAACUUGGAACAUGGUUAGAUGGCAAUAUGGACAUUAUGCACGUCAUUUCAUUUUGUUCCUAUGUCAAAAAUUGUGGUUGCUAUGGAAACAAAAACAAAAAAUUCUGAAAAUUGUGAAAUUUCUGACAAUGGUGGAGCCGGUAGGGGACUUUUAUUGCUUGGAAAUAGUCUUGUUUAUGUCUAUUAUUGAACAAAAUGUUUCUUUAAAAAAUUGGACUUUCUUUUUAAGAAGUUUAUGUUGUAAUUGAUUUAUUUCCCGAUUUCUGUUUCUGUGGCUGAUAAAUACGUUUAGUUGAAAUCCAUUUUAUUCUUGUUUGUACAAACACACAGGUUUAAUUUUAUAAGGUUAUUUCCAUUAACAAAAGUGUAAACAUAUUGACUUUUAUCACGUGUAACAUAUUGCUGUAUAUCUGGUAAUUUUGUGUCAAUACUUUGCAUGAUAUUGUGUGCUUUGAUUAUUGCAUUAUGUUAAUAAAAAUGUAAAAGUG